Molecule: messenger RNA, 2126 nt
Organism: Prorocentrum cordatum
Lineage: Eukaryota; Dinophyceae; Prorocentrales; Prorocentraceae
Source: the annotation of a GenBank genome assembly
GGCAAGGGCCGCGGUCGUUCAGCCUACCUCGCCAGGCCCGAGAGGCGCAUCGCCUCGCUGCUGUUAGCCACGGCCUGCCGUGCCUGCGCGAGGUGGAGUCCGUCGGAGCUCAGCCCGUCGGACGCCCCGUCGCGGAAGGGCUUCUUCGCGGGGCCGCCGUGGGAGGGCUCGGGCAGCGGCCCAGGCCGCCAGCCUGGCGCAGUGGUGCAGCCUGUCGUGGGCCACGUCGCGGGAGUGAGACAUGACCUUGGCGGCCUUCCUGGCGCUCCUGGCCUUAGACUGCGUCGACGCCGCGACGGGCCGCGCCGUGAUGGCGGCGAUUCGACACCUGCUGCUGGCUCCGGGGCCGGCGCGAGCGGCGCUUCCGAGGGCUUGCAAGGCGCUGGGCUGCUGGGAGAGGCCGAGGCCGCCUUGCUCGAGGUGGCCCAUGCCUCGGCCAAUGGUGAUGGUGAUCGACGGCGUGAUGUUGUCGCCCGGCCAGCUGCCCCUCGCGUGGCCCGUGAUCCUCUUGGGCGCGGGCUUCCCGCGGCCGUCGGGGGCUUGCCGCCUCCGGGGGGCGCCGCCCGUGGCGCCCAACACUCUGGCGGGCCUUCGCCGCGGGGGGCGUGGCUCGGGGGCGGGCCCGAGCGAGGUCGGGCGGCUUGGCAUGGCGAGCUUCGUGGACGAGAGCGACGCGCCGCGCCUGCCUGCCCGGGGGCCCCCGCGGGCUUCGCCGCGGAUGGCGCUCCCUGGGGGCGCGCCGACGGGGUGCUUCGAGGCGACGGGCGUCCGCGACGCCUUCGACGCGGCGGCCGAGCAUCUUGGCCUAGAGGCGCAGCAGUCACGGUACGUGCUGCACCGCAGUGUCGCCGGCGACUACCUGCUGGCGCCGGGGCGCUCGCUGGCGGAGGUGAAGGACCGCGGCAGGUGGUGGGCAGAGGGCUCGCUCCGCCGAUAUGCCAAGAGAACCGAGCUCCAGUGGCCGAGGUCGGAGAAGGACCUGGCGUUCGGGCAGAAUGCAGACCUCCUCCCGGCAUCGCUGUUCGGGGGCGCCACCAUUCAGCAGGUUCGGCCGUGGGCGGUGCCGCCGAUGGCGACCGCGUCGUCUCGCGGGCGCCAGAGGCCCGCUCUGCCGGCCAAGUGGGCAGGUAUCUGACGCGCUGGCUGACGUCUGCGCUCAGAGGCGCCAGAGUGAGACCCCGUGCUGUGUUCAUUUGUUUGGGUUUCGCUUCUUGGCCUAUCGUGAAGCGCUUGCGCGCUCUUGGUUACACCGCCUUCUUUCUCGACCCUAACCGACGUGUUGGGUUGGAUUGGCUUCGACCCUCGUGCCAUCGCUCCAGGGUCCCCGUGCUUCGUAGAGUGCCCUCGCCAGCCUCCUUUGCCUGGCCUUCACUUUUUCAGGCUUUUGUUCGCUCGCGUCGCAAACCGCUGAAUUAAACCUCUGUCAGCGCGGUGGUAUGACUCCCAGACCUACGAUGGUGUGGGCCUGGAGCGCGGGGUAUCCUACACUUGCCAUGCGUUCUCUGUGCGCGGGCAAGAAUGGCCCAUGUUCUGGUCAUCGGCUUUUUUAUAUUAAGAUUUCGGCUCUCGACGUUUUUGGGAGACCGCUGGGUCGCUCGUUGAACGGAUUUCCCAGUGAUUUUUGUUGUUUUGUGCCGCCACUUGGUAGGCGAGCAGCGCCGGAACCUUAUGUGACUCCAGACUGUGUAGACUGCUCGGGGUUUAAUUAAUGUCGCUGAGGAGUGGAUAUUCAUGUGUUCGGCCUGUGGCCAGGGUGUGCAGGUAUGCGGGGUGCAGUUCUCUCGAGUAUGGCUGCUGUGCCGGUCUUGGCUCGUGCGCCCGCGUCGCAGCAAGACGAGACGGUAGCCCUUGCCCCGCUCAGCAAAAUACGCUCCCUGGCACUCGGAAUGGAAGUGGCUCAUAUGACUGCUUCUGUGUGUUUUGAUCAGUGCAAUGGUGUGUGCCGCAACCACUGCGGCUCAAGUCUCCCGCCCUCCCUCCCUCUGUCGCCCUGUGUAGUUGCAGUUCUCUCGAGUACGGCUGCUGUGCUGGUCCUGGCUCGUGUGCUCGCGUUCCAGCAAGGCGAAACGGUCACCCUCGCCCCGCUCAGCAACACACGCUCCCUGGCAUUCGGAGUUGAAGUGGAU